UGUAACUUUCUACUUGUUCUUCAUCUUCCAUCCCUUUAAUUUUCUAGCAAGAAGUAGAACUCAACCUACAUUAGUUCCUCAAUUUGUGUGCAUGUCUGUCCAAAAAACUAUGUCAGAACCUUCUCCAUUGUCCCAAACACAAGAGGUCGGGGCAGAGACCAAGCGGAUCAUCAAUCCGCGAGUGGAAAUCGACACCUCGCCUCCAUUCGCGUCUGUACAGGAGGCUGUUACUCGUUUCGGCGGCAGUGGUUCAUGGAUACCGCUCCAUCUUCUCCGACUAGCUGCUCCUCAUCAGCAUAGCGCAGACAAUUUAGACAUGGAUAUGAUCGAAGAACAAGCUGCGGAAUUGGAAAGGUACUUGAUAGCCAGAGAAAGGGAGACCAUGAUUGUGUUGAAGCAAUUGGAAGAGACCAAGAGAUUUGUUGAGGAUGUGAAGCUCAAAUUUGCCAGAGAUCAAGUAUCUGAAUCAUUUGAAAGGCCUUCCCCUGGCUUAAUCUUGUUGGAGUUAAACCAGGCUAAACUUAACCUCCACAAGACUACGGAUGAUCUCGCCCUUCUUAGAACUUCUGUCGAAUCUCUUAGUCAAAAUGUGAACAGGAGGAAAGAGCAGAAGAAUUUGGAUUACAAUGGGGAAAAGGUUAUGAUAAAGCCAGCCAUAGCUAGUGGUAUGCGAAUAAUAAGUGAUCCCAAGAUCUCCUCAAAUGCUAAGAAGUUGAGUUUCGAAACAGAGCAGUUUAAGAACAUAGCAGAGGCUGCAAGGUAUGAGGUGAUGAAGGCAAUGGCAGAGAUAGAACAAACAAAGACAAGCAUAACAGUCGUUGAAAUGAGAUUGAUUGCAGCGCGGAAGAUGGAAGAGGCAGCAAAAGCAGUGGAAGCCGUAGCCUGCGCAGAAACGAGGCUUGUUCGACCGACCACAGAAAUCUUGCCGCCAAUAAUAGGUUUUUCAAGAAAAGUGGAUGAAAAAGUAACUCUUUCUAUUGAAGAAUACUCUUUUCUUACUCAAAAAGCUCAGGAGGCAGAGGAGCUGUUGUUGAAAAAGAGAUCUGUGGCCUGCCAUCACGAUAGGAAAACUCAUUUGAUUGAAGAAAAAGCUAAUUUCGAAAGAGUAAGAGGUGUCCACGAAGAAUUCAGGUCAAUGAAACAACCAUCAUAUCCAUCUCAUUCUCAUGGAAGUACUCGUCCGAAUUCAGAUCAACAAGAUGUUGAGUCGUCUUCAUCGUCAAUCAAGGGAAAAAGUGAGGCAAUGUUUAGUAGAUCAAGCAUUUCAAUAGGUGACGUGCUGAAUCAGAAGAAGCUGAUCGUACAAGACGAUAUUGUAGUGGAGAAACACAUUCAAGGUCAACACAUAAGGGAGCGACAACAAGUGUCUCUCAGCCAAAUGCUUCGCGAACAAACUGGACUCGUCAUGCAGCAUCAGAGCAAGACUGUGAAAGGAGGAACCAGUAGUAGUAGUAGUAGUAAUACUGGUCAUGGACAUAAGCAUUUCUUUGCACACCAUAGGAAGAAGUUUGGAUUCGUUGAUAUUGCCCUUCCCUUGGCCAAACAAAAUAAGAAAAAGAUGCAGCAGUAGCAGCAGGACCAUUCAAAAUAUUUGAUCAUAAUCUCUCCUGGGUCUCCAUCAGUUAUAUUAUAUAUGCUUGGUUCUUUUUCUUCAUUUCUGAGAUUGUUUUUUCGAUUUGUGUUUCAUGAGGGGUGCAAUGUACUUAUAUAGGCUUGCUUGUGUUGGGGAUUUAGAUUUUCCUUUUUAAGUAAAUCUUCUCUAUGGUUUGUAAGCUUCUUAUCACAAUUUUGUGUUUUUUUU
Impatiens glandulifera is the source of this 1801-nucleotide messenger RNA. RefSeq names its product WEB family protein At3g51720-like. The coding region runs from base 92 to 1570 and encodes 492 amino acids. The record is from RefSeq and is a predicted model, not a curated record. NCBI's taxonomy places the organism in Eukaryota, Viridiplantae, Streptophyta, Magnoliopsida, Ericales, Balsaminaceae. The transcript has 2 exons.